AUGUUUAGCACACUCAUUGGUACAUGCGCUGCAAGUUGUUGUAAAAAUGCUUGUAAUUUUUUUAAUUUACUUCAAAGUAUAUAUACUUUUUUUUCAACUUCUACUAGUCGAUGGGAAAUACUAUCAGCUUCAGUAAAAGAGUUAUCUACUACACGUUGGUCUGCACGAGAAGAUGCAUGUAGAAGCUUAAAUAAUAAUUGGGAUAGAGUAAUCAGUGCUCUUAAAGAAAUUAAAAAUAAUGAUAAACAAAAGGCACAAACGCGAUGUGAAGCGAAAGGUAUUUUGAAAAAUUUGGCUUGCUUUGAAAAUAAUUUAAUGUCAAUAUUUUGGGGAGAUCUUCUUGGACGUUUAAUGCUGUGA
Messenger RNA from Macrosiphum euphorbiae (potato aphid), 360 nucleotides. Lineage: Eukaryota; Metazoa; Arthropoda; Insecta; Hemiptera; Aphididae. The record is from the annotation of a GenBank genome assembly.